GUUGCGUCACAGUCCACACUAUGGUGAGUUCAAGAACCGCCAAAAUUAGUAGGACAAAACGAUGUUCAUUUUACCAGUACCAAAAUAUUGGUAUCAUGACAACAAAUUGGUCUGCAAGAGAGGUGUGGAAGUCUACUAUUCGCUUGUCUUUCAUUCAGCCACCACUGGCAUCAUUAUAGUGUUUGUGUGUGAGUGAGUGAGUGGGCGGGAGCCGAGUGUGGGCGGAUUGUAUUUCACUCUUGUCUGUCAUGUGUAGACACGCUCAGUAGUGUUUAUGUGUAUGGUGUUGCAUGUUCCCUUCAGGUGCAUGUGUGGGUCAAUGAUAAUGAAACUCCACACCUGUGUUGCUGCAGUACUAAAAAUGUAUCCUGCAGCACAACAUGUAGGAGAGUACAACUGUGAGGUGGUGAUGGGGAGAUGCAGGGACAUAUAACCCUCCCCCUUCCUGCUCCUCAUCACCCCCCCGAUUCAACGUUGGCCGCACGUCACAGAAAGGAAGACCCAAUGGGAGGAGGCAGACUUCCCCCGUAGCUCCUCCUCCCCCCACGCUGCUUUAUAUAUGCCCUGCCACCGCCUGGGCUCAGCCCAGUGCACAAUGUGCAGCCUUGCGUCCGGCAGCCACCGUACGGGAGGACAAAAGCAGGAUUCCAAGGAUUGACUUCUUCCCAAACGAGCCGAGUCAAGCCCCCAAAGAUGGGCUGCACCACGGGGCCCCUGGCUUGCCAGCCGCAAGAGGGGCAAUCCCUGGAAGCCGGCGGCGCCAAAGUCCCUGAGGUGCUCUCCUCCCUGGAGCGUCUCUCGCAGGCCACCGGCGGCAUGGAGAAGUCCUGGUACCGCUGCAUCUUCCCCUUCGGCAUCAUCUCCCUGGUCAUCGGCGUGGCGGGGACCGGGGUGACCUACACCUACAACGACCUGCCGCAAACCAAGGUGGUGUCGGUGGCGCUGCUCGUCACCGGACUGCUGCUGCUGGCGAUGGCCACCGCCUGUUGGAGCGUGCACAAGAAGAAGCGGCGGAAAAAGAAGGAGGCUGGCGGCGGCGGCGGCGGGUCCUUCACCUCGGAGCAGUGCCCCCUGUGAUGCCCAACUUGAAAGCAAAAGGUCGGGAGUUUUGACCUCCUCAUUCAUGCGUGGUGUGGCAUCGCCCGGACCCGCCCGGGGAGUUCACUCGGGUUCUGUUUAGUCUGGGAACAUUUUGGACUGGGAAGGAGGGCUCCGCCACCACGUCAGGUUUCUGGUGUCAAAACAACCUCCAAGGAGACACUGGAAUAUGCACUGCACACUGCAUGCAUAAAUCACACACACUCUUACACACACUCACACAUACACCCUCCCCACGCUAUGCAGAACAAGCCACGUCCAUCGGUGCCGCCGUCGGGCGUCACCGGACAAGUCACCCGCAGCAUUCCUCCCGCCCGGGACAGGUGACUCUCGGAAGACCGCAACCCGACACCCGGCGGACCCACGUCAGCGGACGGCGUCAUCGCCUCGUCCUGUGACACCGCAGCAAUGUGUCCGGAGCGGGGAGG
This is a messenger RNA of Nerophis ophidion (straightnose pipefish), 1526 nucleotides long. Its product is annotated as transmembrane protein 100. The record is from RefSeq and is a predicted model, not a curated record. Bases 694 to 1077 code for a protein of 127 amino acids. The transcript has a single exon. NCBI's taxonomy places the organism in Eukaryota, Metazoa, Chordata, Actinopteri, Syngnathiformes, Syngnathidae. Gene Ontology annotation, biological process: cellular response to BMP stimulus.